AUGCCUCCCAAGAAGAGGGCUAAACAUUCUACGGUCAACACCAAAGAUGGUGACACGGCACCUUGUCGACAAAGCUCAAGAAAUAAUCGCGGUGUUGGCAGCCACGCAGCACAGCUUCAAAAAGCUGGAGAAGCGAUAGCAGCACCAGCAAGAAGUUGUCGGAAAAAUGAUUACCUUGACCUUGACGCCAGUGAUCCCGAAGAAAACUCGAUGGCUCCUUCUCAGAUGCGUGGGGGGAAGAAAAUUGCUCCUGCAAAACCUCGCGCUGUAGGCAAUGGUGCCAGGCGCAAACCUGCUUCUGCGACACCUCCAACUACAAGCAAUGAUCUCGAGUUAUCAUCUCAAGAGCUCGGCAACAAUGUGAGAAAUCGCCCAUUGUACACUUCUCCCCAUCCAGUGCUACGUACUGCUUGCUCUUCUGACAGGUUCGGGUUUAAGGCACCCAUAUCUACUACCACGCAGUGCAUCAAGAAAGUGCCUCAGUCCACUAGCCGCAGAAUGGCUGCACAGGAGGAAGAUGAACGAGAUGACAACGACAACGAAGAUAAGGACGACAACGACGACAAUACUGGCCUUCAUGAGCACAAUGAUACGCAAGAGACUUAUGAUGUUCUCGAAUGUCACCAAGCACAGAAUGGACGAUGCAAGGCUCCCUCACCUUCAUAUCUUUCAAAAGCAACAGGAAAAGCACGCGCACGUGCCUCCACUCGCUCUAUGUCUCCUCGCCAACGCCCAUCUCAACAUUACAACAAUUCGAGAUCUCCUCAUUCACACCUAUCUCAACAUCAUGACAAUUCGAGAUCUCCUCAUUCACGCCUAUCUCAACAUCAUGAUCGCUUGGGAUCUCGCCAACGUGUGCCAUCUGUGGGUGCCUCCUCCGUUCGAGUGCCACCUUCCUCGCAUAAUUCUUCUACUGGCUCCAGGUCUCAACGCCAAAGCUCUUAUCGGCACAUAAUAUCAACACAGGCUUCUUUGCAUACUCAACAUCGGCGCUCCCCAAACACUUCCUCUCGUGGUCGUACGCAACCCUCUUCCCAUAGACACUCUCCAUCGCGGACUCGCUCUGAUCAUGCAAUGACUCCUAGUCGUUCACGCUCUCGUAGUGCUACACCCACUGAUGCUCGCCGCACACAAAACAUCAAGACAAACCAAGACAAUCCUUCCAAGCUUGGGUUUUAUCCGCCUUCUGUUCUCUCCCAUCCAAUUCCAGAACACCAGGAUGCCUUGAAACUUGCGCAAGAAGUCCUUGAUGCUGAAUUGUGGGCAAGUCACCAGAAGAAGCUUAAGUUUGUGCAUGGCUACUUUCCAGAGUACAACCCACAGAUGUGUCGGCUGCUCUGCGACGAUCUCUUCACAUUCCAUACAGAGCUUAAAAAGACUGCCAUCUCCAUUACCAAACAGUCGUAUGAUAUUUUCCCGAAGGGCGCCGUGAUGCGAUCAGAGGAGAUCAAGAAACGUGUUGUUGCAACUGCUUCCAGGCUGAUCAAGACUGGUGAUUACCUUCGGAUUCCUGACUCAUCUAAUGGCAAAUUUAAGAAUUUUGUAUCACAGGCUCUCAAGGACAUUUGUAUCGAGUUUUUCUACAGCAACAGCAAGAAAGCGCUGAAGAACACGGAUGACUUCCACCGGACACUUCCUGUCAACGGCCUCAUUCUCGCAGUGGUGGUUGUGAAGGGUGUAUUUCUGGGUUCAGCGAAACAGGCUCUGACAAGGACCGACUUCGUCAGGUUACAGAAAUCCGUCAACAAGUUGCUCGACAUUCCGGAACGUCGUGAAGAGCUUGAAGAGAUGUUAGCACAAUGGGCUAAGAUUGGUAUGGGCGGAUCUGAUUGGCAUUUGGAUGGGAGUGAUGCAGGCAGUGACGCGGGGACAUCAAUAUCAUACUUUAAUGCGCUGUUCAAUGCUUGA
This is a messenger RNA of Suillus fuscotomentosus, 1908 nucleotides long. RefSeq lists its product as uncharacterized. Lineage: Eukaryota; Fungi; Basidiomycota; Agaricomycetes; Boletales; Suillaceae. The record is from RefSeq and is a predicted model, not a curated record. The transcript is spliced from 9 exons. Bases 1 to 1908 code for a protein of 635 amino acids.